Molecule: messenger RNA, 2348 nt
Organism: Macaca mulatta (Rhesus monkey)
Lineage: Eukaryota; Metazoa; Chordata; Mammalia; Primates; Cercopithecidae
Gene: RXFP2
Product: relaxin family peptide receptor 2
Biological process (GO): hormone-mediated signaling pathway; activation of adenylate cyclase activity; adenylate cyclase-activating G protein-coupled receptor signaling pathway
Cellular component (GO): plasma membrane
Molecular function (GO): G protein-coupled peptide receptor activity; protein binding
Source: RefSeq, marked provisional
AACAUGGGAGGCACUGAAGUUACUACAUCAGAACUCCUGCUGAGGUAUGAGGAGGAUACGUCUAAUAACUCAAUUGCUGUAAACCUAUGAUUAUUUUUCUGCUUAAACAUCUCUUCAGCCUCAGAUUGAUUACAAUGUUCUUUCUACUUCAUUUCAUCGUUCUGAUCAAUGUCAAAGAUUUUGCACUGACUCAAGCUAGCAUGAUCACUCCUUCAUGCCAAAAAGGAUAUUUUCCCUGUGGGAAUCUUACCAAGUGCUUGCCCCGAGCUUUCCACUGUGAUGGCGAGGAUGACUGUGGGAACGGGGCAGACGAAGAGAACUGUGGUGACACUAGUGGAUGGGCGACCAUAUUUGGCACAGUCCAUGGAAAUGCUAACAGCGUGGCCUUAACACAGAAGUGCUUUCUAAAACAGUAUCCACAAUGCUGUGACUGCAAAGAAACUGAAUUGGAAUGUGUAAAUGGUGACUUAAAGUCUGUGCCGAUGAUUUCUAACAAUGUGACAUUACUGUCUCUUAAGAAAAACAAAAUCCACAGUCUUCCAGAUAAAGUUUUCAUCAAAUACACAAAACUUAAAAAGAUAUUUCUUCAGCGUAAUUGCAUUAGACACAUAUCCAGGAAAGCAUUUUUUGGAUUAUAUAAUCUACAAAUAUUAUAUCUCAACCACAACCGCAUCACAACUCUCAGACCUGGAAUAUUCAAAGACUUACAUCAGCUAACUUGGCUAAUUCUAGAUGACAAUCCAAUAACCAGAAUUUCACAGCGUUUGUUUACGGGAUUAAAUUCCUUGUUUUUCCUGUCUAUGGUUAAUAACUACUUAGAAGCUCUUCCCAAGCAGAUGUGUGCCCAAAUGCCUCAACUCAACUGGGUGGAUUUGGAAGGCAAUCGAAUAAAGUAUCUCACAAAUUCUACGUUUCUGUCGUGCAAUUCGCUCACAGUGCUGUUUCUGCCUAGAAAUCAAAUUGGUUUUGUUCCAGAGAAGACAUUUUCUUCAUUAAAAAAUUUAGGAGAACUGGAUCUGUCUGGCAAUAUGAUAAUGGAGCUAUCACCUCACCUUUUUAAAGACUUGAAGCUUCUACAAAAACUGAACCUGUCAUCCAAUCCUCUUAUGUAUCUUCACAAGAACCAGUUUGAAAGUCUUAAACAACUUCAGUCUCUAGACCUGGAAAGGAUAGAGAUUCCAAAUAUAAACACACGAAUGUUUCAACCCAUGAAGAAUCUUUCUCACAUUUAUUUCAAAAACUUUCGAUACUGCUCCUAUGCUCCCCAUGUCCGAAUAUGUAUGCCCUUGACGGACGGCAUUUCUUCAUUUGAGGACCUCUUGGCUAACAAUAUCCUCAGAAUAUUUGUCUGGGUUAUAGCUUUCAUUACCUGCUUUGGAAAUCUUUUUGUCAUUGGCAUGAGAUCUUUCAUUAAAGCUGAAAAUACAACUCACGCUAUGUCCAUCAAAAUCCUUUGUUGUGCUGACUGCCUGAUGGGUGUUUACUUGUUCUUUGUUGGCUUUUUUGAUCUAAAAUACCGAGGGCAGUAUCAGAAGUAUGCCUUGCUGUGGAUGGAGAGCGUGCAGUGCCGCCUCAUGGGGUUCCUGGCCAUGCUGUCCACCGAAGUCUCUGUCCUGCUACUGACCUACUUGACUUUGGAGAAGUUCCUGGUCAUUGUCUUCCCCUUCAAUAACAUUCGGCCUGGAAAACGGCAGACCUCAGUCAUCCUCAUUUGCAUCUGGAUGGCAGGAUUUUUAAUAGCUGUAAUUCCAUUUUGGAAUGAGGAGUAUUUUGGAAACUUUUAUGGGAAAAAUGGAGUAUGUUUCCCACUUUAUUAUGACCAAACAGAAGAUGUUGGAAGUAAAGGGUAUUCUCUUGGAAUUUUUCUAGGUGUGAACUUGCUGGCUUUUCUCAUCAUUGUGUUUUCCUAUAUUACUAUGUUCUGUUCCAUUCAAAAAACCGCCUUGCAGACCACAGAAGUAAGGAAUCAUUUUGGAAGAGAGGUGGCUGUUGCAAAUCGUUUCUUUUUUAUAGUGUUCUCUGAUGCCAUCUGCUGGAUUCCUGUAUUUGUAAUUAAAAUCCUUUCCCUCUUCCGGGUGGAAAUACCAGACACAAUGACUUCCUGGAUAGUGAUUUUUUUCCUUCCAGUUAACAGUGCUUUGAAUCCGAUCCUCUAUACUCUCACAACCAGCUUUUUUAAGGACAAGUUGAAACAGCUGCUGCACAAACAUCGGAGGAAAUCAAUAUUCAAAAUUAAAAGAAAAAGUUUAUCUACAUCCAUUGUGUGGAUAGAUGACUCCUCUUCCCUGAAACUUGGGGUUUUGAACAAAAUAACACUUGGAGACAGUAUAAUGAAACCAGUUUCCUAG